Prunus dulcis (almond) is the source of this 1421-nucleotide messenger RNA. Its product is annotated as exosome complex component RRP41-like. Gene Ontology annotation, biological process: poly(A)-dependent snoRNA 3'-end processing; nuclear mRNA surveillance; rRNA catabolic process. The record is from RefSeq and is a predicted model, not a curated record. The transcript has 7 exons. Bases 569 to 1354 code for a protein of 261 amino acids. Lineage: Eukaryota; Viridiplantae; Streptophyta; Magnoliopsida; Rosales; Rosaceae. Gene Ontology annotation, cellular component: nucleolus; cytoplasmic exosome (RNase complex); nuclear exosome (RNase complex).
AACAUUUGAUUCUUCUCAAUUAUCGUCUUCUCCAAUAUCAAGAUUGAGUCCCAUUAGUUUGAUGUGCUAUAAUGUUCUUAGACAAUAGUGAAAUAGUUUGUUAUUGUUAAUCACCAAUUUUCAGAUUAUAAGGUUAUACAAUUUUGGCACAUCCAAUUGUUUAAAUUCAAUAAAGAAAAUUUAAAAAUAAGAAAGGGGAGUGUUUUCAGCUCCAUGACCAGUUGACGUGAAAUUAAAUUUUGAAAGUCAUCAAAGACGGCAGAGAGUUGAAGAUUUAACAAUGUUUUUUUCUUCUUAAUCAUAAUACUCAAUUAUUUUUCUUCCUAAUCAUAGUUUUCUCCAAUUUCUCAAUUGACUCUCAUCACUUUGAUGUGUUAUAAUGUUUUGAGACAAUAGUGAAAUCAUUUCUCAAUACUAAAUUCUACUGAUGUAUAGGUCACAUCAUAUAUAAAGAAAACAAACUAAAUUUGGAUGAUGCGAUGUCCACACUAAAAACAUUUUCCACAAACUAUUCAUGCGUUAGCAGAGCACACAGACAAAAGAGAGGGAAUUUUGAUUGUCGCCGCCAAUGGCCGGGAAAGCUGGAGCAACUCCGAGCACGUACUCGCCGUCUCCGACGACCCACAAGACUAAAUCACUAAGCUUUGGAAACGACGACGUUCUCCGACCCGAUGACCGUGAAUGGCACCAAUGCAGACCUGCCUUUUUCCAGAUUGGUGUUGUAGCUGCUACUGCUGGAUCUGCUUAUGCAGAUUUUGGAAGCACCAAGGUCAUUGUUUCUGUGUUUGGGCCAAGAGAGAGUAAGAAGGCAAUGAUGUACAGUGAUAUAGGACGUUUAAGUUGCCAUGUCAGCUAUACAACUUUUGCUACCCCAGUUCGUGGACAGGGGUCGGACCACAAAGAGUUUUCUUCAAUGCUUCAUAAAGCUUUGGAGGGUGCAAUAAUAUUGGAAACUUUCCCCAAGACUACUGUGGAUGUUUUUGCAUUGGUGUUGGAAUCUGGGGGCAGUGAUCUUCCUGUAGUGAUAUCAUGUGCUAGCCUUGCCCUAGCAGAUGCAGGGAUAAUGAUGUAUGACCUUGUUACGUCAGUUUCAGUGUCUUAUUUGGGAAAGAACCUUGUCCUUGAUCCUACUUUGGAGGAGGAAAGCCACCAAGAUGGAAGCUUAAUACUUACUUGUAUGCCUUCUCGCGACGAGGUCACUCAACUAACCAUUACCGGGGAAUGGUCUACCCCAAAAAUUAAUGAGGGAAUGAAGAUUUGUAUGGAUGCCUGCUCAAAGUUUUCACAGAUCAUGAAGUCAUGCUUGAAAGGACUUGAUUCUGCUUUGGAAGAAGAGGAUAGUAAUGUUGAUUAGGUAUUAUCAUUAUUUUUGUAUUACAUGAAUCAAAUUUUGACUAUAUAGGAGAAAGAUUUAAUCCUGA